Molecule: messenger RNA, 4144 nt
Organism: Corythoichthys intestinalis (scribbled pipefish)
Lineage: Eukaryota; Metazoa; Chordata; Actinopteri; Syngnathiformes; Syngnathidae
Gene: u2surp
Product: U2 snRNP-associated SURP domain containing
Exons: 16
Coding region: 2013-3857 (614 amino acids)
Biological process (GO): RNA processing
Cellular component (GO): nucleus
Molecular function (GO): RNA binding
Source: RefSeq, a predicted model, not a curated record
UCUGGUCAUUAUCUCUUCACACAUGCACACACAUACACGUACAUGUUUUUUAUCAUUCAAACUUAUACGUGGAACCUCCAAAGUGGAACGCUCCAAAUUUGAAUGUUAACCAGACAUUUCUGCGAAAAUUGAAUAUGAUGAAUCAUAUCAAUGGCAUACUAAAAGCAAAUUAAUGGAAAACUUAAUUGCUAAUGACUAAAAUGGAAAGGGGCUGAAGUUGGCCCCUCAAAAAUUUUUGCUGAUCAUUAUAUUAAUUCAGGUCGUCCCCGUUACGAUGUACUCGACUUAGGCAAUUUCGACUUUACGACGCAGGAGUCACGGUCGCCGUUUUGUCUCCAGUCUUUUUAAAGCUGCAUUACUGCUCACAAAACUGACUCUAGACAAGCUGGCAACAGAACAUAAAACACAUACAGGUAGUCCCCGGGUUACGAUGUAUUUGACUUACACGAUUUUGACUUAAUGAUGCCGAAGUCUCGUCUGCCAUUUAGUCUCCAGUCGUUAAUUUUAUUCAUUUUUUUGGUGUUCAAACUUUCAUCUAGUCUGAUCAAUAUAUAAAUUUAGUAGAUUAAAUUUGCCUAAUUUGACGAACAAAAGUCCACCAUCUUAAAUGCUACGAAUGCUGACCUAUUUACUGUACAAUUCUCAUAGCAAAUCGCUCACACAUAACUCCACAUGUUGUAACUCUAAACUUAAUUACAAAUGCAUACACAAACAUAUAUUAGCUAAAACAACUUACAGCCUGAUGUGGGCCAAACCAGAGCGCAGCUAUCCUUUAUCCAUGUCAGUCAUCUGAGUCUGCAUACAAGGUGACAGUCCAGCCAGACCCAACACUGCCACCAGGGGCCGUGUAUCCUCCAUCAUUGAACAAAAUACAAUACUUUUUUACUUUUGGAUAGUUAUUUUGAGAUUUAGGGGUAAUUAAUGGGUUAGUUCCGACUUAAGCGGAAAUUCGGGUUCUGUCGCCAGCGUAGGAACGGAACCUGUUCUUAACCCGGGGACUAUCUGUAAUUUUAUUUUAGUUUUGAAUUUGGGUGGAAAAGGUCGAAUCUAUAGGACUACUAAUCAUGUCUCAUAGACUUUUUUUUUUUUGAAGACAAUCUUUACAAUUGUACUUUGGAUACCCCGAUACUGUGAGUAAUCGCAAAAAGCACCGACUUAAUAAUGCAAAUACAUUGUGCCGUGACAAUAAUUUUAUAAUAGCUAUUCUUCACAAAACAAAAACACAAAAAAAUGUCUUACAGUAAUCCCUCGUUACUUAGCGGCUCAACCUUCGCACCCGCAGUGCAUCACGGAAAAAUAUUCAUCAUUUCCGCGUGCCAGAAAAUAUGGCACGCGGAAGGCAGAGAGAGCCCGCACGACUCAAAAUCACUCUUUCUGAUUCGUUGGCCAGCAUCCACCCCUAUGAGAUCCUUCUCGACUAGGGAGUCUCGCAUGCUGAUUGGUCGAGACAUUUCGCCCAGCUUCUCACCUAUACAGAGGCACUUUUUCCCUCCUGACAACAUUGACAGAUUAUGCCCUAUUUGUAUAAAAAGAUGAAAUCAAUCAUCUUUGACUCUUUACAAAACAAAAACUGUGGUUUCACCCAUAAGAGAUUGGCGUUAUGAAAUUGACUGAGUUCACCUUUGAAGGUUCCUCUAUAUACCUCUGGCACGUUAGUUCAGAACUCGUUCGUAUCAUGUUGCAUUUGUCGCCGCAACACAUGUAAUCUUAGCCGUUCAUAGGCGCCGUAUGACCAUUGCUCACCUUUGCGAUCCUCCCUUGGUGGCCUCUGUCACGCCCUUGGGCCCUGAACUCAAUCCGGCCCCACUGCCAAAUCCAAACAAGCCACUAUGACUUAGACUAGUCAUGACCUUUGACAAUGGCCUUGGUGAGCAGCACACGUUGAACUGUCUGCGGCAGCGCGGGACCCGAAAAAGGCGUCAUGGGAUGGAUUGGGAAAGUAUACGGGAUUGUACCCCGCCAUUGGUACGAUCGGCUCCAAUACCAAGAAUUUGCUCUCUCUAAUCCACCGAAUGAUCGAGUUUGUGGUGCGUGAAGGCCCCAUGUUUGAAGCUAUGAUAAUGAACAGGGAAAUAAACAACCCCAUGUACAGGUUUCUGUUUGAGAACCAGAGUCCAGCGCAUGUUUACUAUAGGUGGAAGCUCUACACAAUACUGCAGGGUGAAGCACCAGUUAAAUGGCGGACAGACGACUUUCGAAUGUUUAAAAACGGGUCGCUUUGGCGCCCGCCGCCACUCAAUCCAUACCUCCACGGUCCGUACGAUGACGGUGAUGAUGAGGAGGAAGAUGAGGACUCGCUCAAGAAAGGCAGCUUAAAAGAAGAUGAACGAGACAAGCUAGAGGAGAUGCUCCGCGGCUUGACGCCAAGGAGGGGCGACGUCGCUGAGGCCAUGUUGUUUUGUCUCACUCACGCCGAGGCUGCCGAGGAAAUCGUGGAAUGUGUCACGGAAUCUCUUUCAAUCCUCAAGACCCCUCUCCCCAAGAAGAUUGCACGGUUAUAUCUCGUGUCAGACGUACUAUACAACUCCUCUGCCAAAGUAGCCAAUGCUUCCUACUACAGAAAAUAUUUUGAAGUAAAACUCGGCCAGAUUUUUGCAGACCUUAACGCCACGUACAAAACCAUCCAAGGUCACCUUCAGAGUGAAAAUUUUAAGCAACGUGUGAUGUCCUGCUUCCGAGCGUGGGAGGACUGGGCCGUGUAUCCUGACCCCUUCCUAAUCAGAUUGCAGAACAUAUUUCUAGGUCUCGUGAACCUGGCACCCGAAAAGGAACCUGUAGGAGUACCUGUAGAGCCCGAGCCAACGGAGGACAUCGACGGCGCGCCAAUAGGGGAGUACGUAGACGGCUCGCCGAUCGAAGACAUGGAUGGGUUGCCAAUUGACGGGGGGCCCAUCGAUGGGAACGUAAUCGACGGAGCCCCCCUGGACGACCUGGACGGCGUUCCCAUUAGGACCAUGGAGGAGGAUAUCGACGGGGUACCUUUCGACCAAUCAAAGGAGGUCACUUUCAAGGUGGCGCCUUCAAAAUGGGAAGCGGUGGACGAGUCUGAGCUGGAGUCUCAAGCUGUAACCACCUCAAAAUGGGAAGCAUUUGAUCAACCCGAAGAGCCAAAAAGGCUUGUGCAUGCUCGAAGGUAUGCGGAGAACAGUGAUGACGAGAAGAGCCCCCGUUCGGCGACUGCCACUCCAAGUUAUUCUAAUCCCAUCAGGGAUGACGCGGACCUGAAGGCCAAACUGUCCGAAAUGAACGAGGAGAAGCGAACCAAGCUACGAGAGAUCGAGGUGAAAGUCAUGAAGUUCCAAGACGAGCUGGAAUCGGGAAAAAGGCCCAAGAAGCCUGGGCAGAGCUUUCAGGAGCAGGUGGAACAUUAUAGAGACAAACUAUUGCAGAAGGAGAAAGAAAAGGAGAAAUUGGAGCGGGAGAAAGAGCGAGAGAAGAAGGACAAGGAGAAAUCGGAUGCAAGGCUAAAAGACUUGAAGAAGGAAAAGGAAGACACGCCGACCAGGAAAGACAAGUACUCUUCCCCGGCUGCGGAAAGGAAGCGGCGACACAGCAACUCUCCCAGCCCCACCCGUGGCAGUGGCAGCAGUAGCAGACGGGGCCGCUCACCGUCCCCUCGCUCAGAGAGGUCCGAGCGCUCAUUCUCAAAGGACACGUCGUCGCGCUCAUCCCACAAGGACUCGCCCCGAUCCGUGGUCAAAAAGACUUCAAAAAGAUCGCCGUCAUCACCUCGCACACCCAAGCGGUCACGACGGUCGCGCUCCCGUACUCCCAAAAAGUCGUCCAAGAAAUCCCGUUCCAAGUCUAGGUCCCCGCAUAGCCGGUCUCACAAAAAAUCCAAAAAGAGCAAACACUGACGCCGAAGACUACCUUUGAAAGCACCACCAACGCCGCCACGUCACAUUGUAGUGUAACGGAGCUGAUGGGGCUGUUGUAAUAUAAAGACAAUGAAGUGUGCAUGGGCAGGCUGGGGUCUCAUUGCUGUUUUAUAUUGUACAAAAAUGUGCUUGUUUGUGUGUCCCCUUAAACACCUCCCAGUGGAAUUGAUAGAGUGAUGACAAUAGUCUGCCUUUCAUUCAUGCUGUCAUUUUCUGUUUUUGUAGUCCUCAUUGAAAAUAAUUCCUAAUAAAAGUUUCAUUUCUAA